AGCAUCCGUGCAGAGAGAAAACCGUGCACAGCUCAGGCAGGACUAAUUGUGUGUGUAUAUAGAUGUGUGGAGAAACACAGGAAGAGAGACUGCAUUGAGAGCUUAGGCACCUGAAGAAAAGGAAUUGUUCUUUUAUUGCUGGUUAAAAAGGCUUUUUGCCUUUUUUUUGUUGCCUUCACAAACAUGUCGGUGUCAGGGAAGAAAGAGUUUGAUGUGAAACAGAUCUUGAGGCUACGCUGGAGAUGGUUUAGCCAUUCCUCUCAAGGCUCGGCAGGUAACGGAGGCUACAUCCAGCAGGAAGGUUUCGAGCACAGGGGCACGCCAGUUCAAAACCGGCUAAAGAGUCAUUCUCGGGACAGGAGUGGACUUCGCAAGAGCAGCAGUCCCGUGCACAGCAUACUGCCGCCAACCCUGGCUCCAACACCAGUCUGUGCUAGACCUGCUAAUCAAUCACGGAACCAGCAGAACAUCACAGAACACUUGCAGGUGAAUGAUGGGCUGUCCAAAAUCAGCUCGCAAGAGAAUUCCGGGAAGGAAGAUUCCAAAAAUGGAAAAGAGGAUGUAAAUUCAACUGCUGAAGACCCUUUGGAGGAGGAGGCAAGGGAGAGGUUAUCAGUAAGCAGCUACUCUGACGCCAGGAUGAACUCCAACUGCUCUGAUGAGUUUUUUCAAGCCAUGAAUCAUGCCGAGCAGACUUUUCGCAAGAUGGAGAACUACCUCCAACACAAGCAGCUGUGCGAUGUCCUCCUGAUUGCGGGAGAUAAUAAAAUCCCAGCACACAGGCUUGUUCUCAGUGCAGUCUCAGAUUAUUUUGCUGCAAUGUUCACUAACGACGUACGUGAGGCAAAACAAGAAGAGAUUAAAAUGGAGGGUGUGGAUCCAGAUGCUCUUAAAGCUCUUGUACAUUAUGCAUAUACUGGUGUACUGGAGCUGAAAGAGGAGACUAUUGAAAGCCUCCUUGCUGCAGCCUGCCUUCUUCAGCUUCCCCAAGUGAUUGAGGUGUGCUGCAAUUUUCUUAUGAAACAGCUGCAUCCCUCCAACUGCUUAGGAAUCCGAUCAUUUGCUGACGCACAGGGAUGCAUGGAUCUGCUAAAUGUGGCUCACAGUUAUACUAUGGAACACUUCUUGGAGGUGAUACAGAAUCAAGAGUUCCUCCUGCUCCCAGGUCCUGAGAUAGUUAAGCUUCUGUCAAGCGACGAUAUCAAUGUGCCCGAUGAGGAGACUAUAUUCCAGGCUUUGAUGAUGUGGGUGAGACACGAUGUUCCAGCCAGGCAGAAGGAGUUGGGUCUUCUGCUUUCCUUCAUCAGAUUGCCGCUGCUGCCACCACAGCUUCUGGCUGACCUGGAAAACAGUAAAAUGUUUGCUGAUGAUCUGGAAUGUCAGAAACUGCUUAUGGAAGCAAUGAAGUACCAUCUGUUACCAGAGAGAAGGCCCAUGCUGCAAAGCCCCAGAACGAAACCAAGGAAGUCCACUGUUGGAGCUUUGUAUGCAGUGGGAGGCAUGGAUGCUUCCAAGGGCGCCACUACAAUUGAAAAAUAUGAUCUCCGUACAAACACUUGGAUACAAGUGGGCACAAUGAAUGGCAGGCGGCUGCAGUUUGGAGUCGCAGUGAUUGACAACAAGCUGUAUGUUGUGGGAGGCAGAGAUGGACUGAAAACCUCUAACAUGGUUGAAUGCUACAACCCAGUAACCAAAGUGUGGUCUGUAAUGCCACCAAUGUCCACACACAGGCAUGGAUUAGGAAUUGCAGUUCUUGAAGGACCAAUGUAUGCAGUUGGUGGACAUGAUGGAUGGAGUUAUCUAAACACAGUAGAGAGAUGGGACCCUCAGGCAAGACAGUGGAAUUACGUAGCCAGCAUGUCAACACCAAGAAGCACAGUGGGAGUAACAGCCCUCAACGGGAAAUUAUAUGCAGUGGGUGGACGGGAUGGCAGCUCUUGUUUAAGGUCAAUGGAGUGCUUUGACCCUCACACCAACAAAUGGAGUAUGUGUGCACCUAUGUCCAAACGGAGAGGAGGAGUCGGAGUUGAGACGUACAAUGGAUUUCUGUACGCAGUCGGUGGCCACGAUGCUCCUGCUUCAAACCACUGCUCUCGUCUUUCAGACUGUGUGGAACGGUAUGAUCCAAAGACUGACACUUGGACAACAGUGGCCCAGUUAAGCGUUCCACGGGAUGCAGUCGGCGUGUGCCUGCUUGGAGACAGACUAUAUGCAGUUGGUGGAUAUGAUGGACAGACUUACCUGAACAGUGUUGAGUCAUAUGAUACACAGAACAAUGAAUGGAACACGGAGGUGUCUCUCAACAUUGGAAGGGCCGGAGCCUGCGUUGUGGUUGUCAAACUUCCAUGAAGACGAAACCUUCUCUGAAACAAAAGGUCCUUUGUGCGGCAAGAAAACCUAAAGUCAUCUUUUCUGUAACAAAGCACAAACGACAUCUUUUGUGAGGGACUUCUGCUAAUUUGAGCCAUUACUUGAUUCAUAUGGACAGAAUGAAACAUGUGGAUUACAUUCCUAACCGGAAACCUGAACAAUUGUGAGCAAAGAGAAAGUGACCAAAUUAUACCUGCUUUAGUUCACUUGAAUAUCUUUCAGUUAUUUAACAUGAAAAUGUAGACUGUACUGUGUCACCAGGAACACAUUUUAUAACAGUUGGCAAAACAUUGGGGAUAAGCUCAAGUAGUAUCAAAAAUUGUCCAACUUAUAUUUUUUGAAAAGCAGAAUACAUAUUUUUGAUCUUGAUUGAAUUAUAAGUAAACUUUGAUUAUUUGCUGCAAAUGUGGGCUCUUAACACUGUUUUGGAACGCAAAUGUGUGGCUAAUACUUCAGGAAAUACAAAAGCGUCAACACCAUAAAACUAAUGAGAAACUCACUAGUUUAAACAGAGGACUUGGAAGUCCAUUUAAUUGGAGCAAAUAAAACACUCUCGAUUACGAACAAAUUCUUGUCAAAAGCCUGACUGGCAACUUUUGGUUAAAGCAGUUGACAUACCUUUUAGAUCACAACUGGUAAAGCUGAUGUAUGUAUUUUCAGUGUCUCUGUACUGUUAGCAGCUGUGAGUUUUUUCCAUAAUGGCCCAUCAAUGCUUGUCCAAUUCCUAGCAGUCAAUUUUCAUCUGUGGUCCUGAUUCUGGUCUCUGUUUCGCUUGACGUGGUGACUAGACGUUGUGACUCCUGACAGGAUUUUAAAGACUUUGGUUUAAAGUCUUCAGGAGUCCUAACCUUUAGCCCUCAGAUUUGUAUUGUUGCUCUUUGCUGGACUCUCCAAAGCAGCUGUUUCUUUUCUAGUCUGGGGACUAAAACUGAAUGCAGUAUUCUGGUGAGGAUAUCACCAGUGCAACCUUGUAACCUCCCUUGAUUAGUCCAACAUUUUGACAAUCGCCUCAUUAAUUGCUUCUCUACACAACCUGAAAUAAACACGAUUGCUGGAUACAUUUUGUACACAUACUCUUACAAUUAGAUGACUGCACAGUUCUUCUUUCAGUGUAUUUUUUUUUUUUUUGCAGAUGCAGCAGUAUUGCCAAACCAUUUGUGAUUUAUCAGAUUGUGAAAUAGAGGGAUCACUGUAUCUAGAAAAUUCGUAUUACUGUAAAUUGUAAAGAAACGUAUUCAAAUGUAUGUACAUUAUCAUAAAUGUUACAUUUUUACAUAUCUGUUGAACACAAGACAUUAUUCCACACGCUUUAAAUCAGUUUUUCUAAUAUAAGUUAUCAUGCUACUAACACCUAAUUUGCAUACCUAAUAAAACCUAGGUCUUAAAUCCCUAGGUUUUAUUAGGUAUACAAAUGAGAGGGGGGGGGGGGGGGGAUAUAUGCUCCUGACUGACAUACUUGUUUACAUUGUUUAUUAUCAUAUUUACAGUUCAUAACAUUUUGUGGAUGGUGGAUGACUUCCUCUUUGACACUAAUAGACACAAGACAUAUUUUAUGAGGGUUGUAGAUUUGUACCUUUCUUGUCAGUGCUGCUGUGUGCGUUUUAAAGGAAAAUAGUUAUGUGUUUAUAUAAAUAACAAUGCUUUCAAAGACACUGUGAAUAUCUUUUUACUGAUAUGAGAGAAAAGAUUCAAAUUGUGUUUUAUUAAUACACAGAAAAAUCCAGAUGUGUUAGCUUUCGAAGAAGAGCACUUGAAAACAAACAAAUGUAUUUAAGGUAAUGGUAUAUAACAUAAUAGGAUACUUUGUAAACCUUAUAAAUAAUUGUAUAUAGCAACAUUGAGGCUACAGUGAGUCAUGGACACAUUAUAUUUAAGCUGUUUUCAAGUUAUAGGUGACACAUUUGUUAGCUCAAUCACACCAAAGUCAGUAGUAUAUCAUUUUUGUACACACUUAGUUAAACAUUUAUAUAUCAUAUUGAUAUUGUACAGUUAUGUACAUUUUUAUCUUAGUCUGCUAACAACUACAGUCAUGUAUGUAAUCUCUAAAUAUCUUGAAACGUAUGUGUGUACUAUAUAAUGUGAUUCUUUUAGGCAUGAUAUGGUGGUUUACAUUUGCUUUCCUCUGUUAUUUCAGUAUUUAUCUUAUUGAAUGAUACUGCUUGUCAUUGGAGAAAAAAAGAAAACUGUAAAGGUUAAUAUCAUUUUUGUUAUACCUAUUAUGUGCCAAUGUUGUCAUUUUUGUGUCAGCAUUAAAACCUGUAUACACAGAUUAAGGAGGGUGGGACUGGAAAUGACAGGUAUGAUAUGGUGGUUUACAUUUGCUUUCCUCUGUUAUUUCAGUAUUUAUCUUAUUGAAUGAUACUGCUUGUCAUUGGAGAAAAAAAGAAAACUGUAAAGGUUAAUAUCAUUUUUGUUAUACCUAUUAUGUGCCAAUGUUGUCAUUUUUGUGUCAGCAUUAAAACCUGUAUACACAGAUUAAGGAGGGUGGGACUGGAAAUGACAGGUACUGUUGGUUUAACUGGAAUGUUGAGUACAAUGUAUCUGGUUCUGGUUCCUAGUCCUAAAGCUGCCAGAGUUUGAUGUUGAACACAGAUGUUUUAACAAGAGUUAGAACCAGGCUGCAGACUGAGGAUCUUAUUACUUGGAAGAGCCAUUUAAGAAAUAACGAUGAUUUGAAAACUGCUGAACAGUUUUUAAUUAUAUUAAGCAUUUUUGUAUGGCAUGCUAUUCUACAAAUAAAGUGAUUUAUUCUCUAGAAUG
Acipenser ruthenus (sterlet) is the source of this 5130-nucleotide messenger RNA. Its product is annotated as kelch-like protein 4. The transcript has 11 exons. Lineage: Eukaryota; Metazoa; Chordata; Actinopteri; Acipenseriformes; Acipenseridae. Bases 184 to 2349 code for a protein of 721 amino acids. The record is from RefSeq and is a predicted model, not a curated record. Gene Ontology annotation, molecular function: protein binding.